AUGUCACCACUGGAAUGUUCUGAGUGCUUGGGUGACCAAAAUCUGCACAGAGCUUACACCUGGCACGUUAUACUGGUAUUACACAGGUCAAAUUUUACAAUACAGAGAGAUACCAAAUCUGAAAACCUAGAAUUUUUCAUCAAUAUGAUUCUACCUAAGAGGGGCACAGCCGAACCUUUUCUGAGGCUCCACAACUUGUACCCUACCCCACGCUGUUCCCGGCAGACUGCCCUGCCCAGGCCGAGCCGCCGGGGGGUGAGUCAACAUUCUUACCCAUUGAACCGCUUUUCCUCCAUGCCUUUGGACCCCAUGGAACGACCCACCUCCCAGGCUGACCUGGAGCUAGAUUACAACCCUCCCCGGGUGCAACUCAGCGAUGAGAUGUUCGUCUUCCAUGAUGGGCGCUGGGUGAAUGAGAACUGCCGCCUGCAGUCCCCCUACUUUUCGCCAACCACCUCCUUCCACCACAAGCUGCAGCAGAAGAGACUGGCCAAGGAGAUCCUGCUGCAAGAGGAGAACAAGACCCUGCGUGAGGAGAACAAGGCCCUGCGAGAGGAGAACAAGACUCUCCGCAAGGAGAAUAAGAUCUUGCAUGUCUUCUGGGAGGAGCACAAGACCAGCGGCCUGAGCAGGCAGGAGAGCAGAGUAUCCUCCCCAAGGCUGCACAAGGACAACACAGCCAGUGAGGUGGCGAAGAAAGACAAUGCAGGCAUGCAGGCCCACCGCAGCAGUCAGGACAACAGCACCCUGGAGCUGCUCAGGGAGGAGAACCGGGCCCUGCAGCAGCUGCUGGAGCAGAGGAAGGCCUACUGGGUGCAGGCCGAGGAGAAGCUGGUGCCAGCUGAGGAACACAAGGAGUUCUCGGGCCAUGAGGAGUCACACGGCCCCAGCUUGCCUGAUCAAGGCCCUGGGCACACUUCCCCAUUUGAGGAGCCCAAGGGAGCCUCCAGCCCACAGGAAGACUCCAAGACCCUCUAUGCCCUGAGAGAGAUGGUCAACAAUCUGUCAGGGUCUUCAGCUGAGGAGGAGGAGGUGAAGUGCCAGAGCAUGCAGGAUAGCAGCCAGUCACUGAAGCUGCUGAGAGAGAUGAACCAGGCCUUGCAGGCGCUGCGUGAGGAGAACCAGAACCUGCAGAUUCUCCGUGAGGAGAACAGAUUGCUGCAGGAGGAGAACCGGGCCCUGCAUGUGCUCCGCGAGGAACACCGGCUCUUUCAGGAGGAGAACAAGGCCCUGUGGGAGAACAAUAAGCUGAAACUGCAGCAGAAGCUGGUCAUCGACACGGUGACUGAGGUCACCGCCCGCAUGGAGAUGCUCAUUGAGGAGCUCUAUGCUUUCAUGCCAGCCAAGAACAAGGACCCCAAGAAACCUAGCAGGGUCUGA
Messenger RNA from Suncus etruscus (white-toothed pygmy shrew), 1380 nucleotides. RefSeq names its product chibby family member 2 (gene CBY2). Bases 1 to 1380 code for a protein of 459 amino acids. The transcript is spliced from 3 exons. Lineage: Eukaryota; Metazoa; Chordata; Mammalia; Eulipotyphla; Soricidae. The record is from RefSeq and is a predicted model, not a curated record.